This is a messenger RNA of Enhydra lutris kenyoni (northern sea otter), 1741 nucleotides long. Its product is annotated as complement receptor type 1-like. The record is from RefSeq and is a predicted model, not a curated record. Gene Ontology annotation, biological process: negative regulation of complement activation, classical pathway. Lineage: Eukaryota; Metazoa; Chordata; Mammalia; Carnivora; Mustelidae. The annotation marks the transcript as partial. The transcript has 8 exons.
AUGGAUUUCCCCUUCUGUGCGGUGGUAAACACUGAUUUCUACCUCGUGGUGGUGUUACUUGAAUGGCAUAAAGGGUAUCGGGGUCUAGCACAGAGCCUGCCACUUAUUCAUGUUCCAUCCCCCAGCCGUUACUUCUGCCCCUCGUUCACCAGGGUGUUUGGACAAGCAGUCCUGGGGGUGCAAUUCUCACCUUACACUGCCCUGCAUCAGACUGCAUUCACCCGCCUGGGCCCCCAACCCACCACAGACACUCACCGAGAGCCUUCGUUUGCACAAAUCCCAUGGCGGCACUUGGGGUUAAAAGGGCGAGGGAAGCUCCAGGGCCCUCGCUGUCACAAGCUGCAGACAGAAGGGAAAUGUGAGAUGUUUACACAGUGUGGAUUAAAAACCAAUAACAAAUACAAAACUAGUUCUACUCAUUGCAUUUCUGACGAGCUAUUUGAUCCACUAUUGUUUAAGUUGCCAUCUCUUUUCCCAGCGAUUCCUUGUGGGCCACCCCCAGCCAUUGCCAACGGAAAUGUCAUUAACCCCUACAGAGAAGAUUUUCCCUAUGGAACCGUGGUGACCUAUCGCUGCCAUCCCGGACAGAGAGGGAAAAAGCAGUUUGAGCUUGUGGGCAACCCAUCGAUAUAUUGCACCAGCAAAGACAAUCGCGUUGGCACAUGGAGCAGCCCUCCGCCUCAGUGCAUCAUACCUAAUAAGUGCACACCUCCAGACAUUGACAAUGCAGUGAGGGUGUCUGAGAACAAGACCUUAUUUUCCUUACAUGAAACCGUGAGGUUUAUCUGCGAGCCCGGCUUUGUCAUGAAAGGACCCUCCAGCGUGCAGUGCCAAGCCCAAAACACAUGGGGGCCAGAGUUGCCGAGCUGCUCCCGAGUAUGUCAGCUGCCUCCAGAAAUUCUGCACGGAAUGCACAGUGCAGAAAACCAGGCCAAUUUCUCCCCAGGGCAGGAAGUGUCCUACAGCUGCGAGCCCGGCUAUGAUCUCCGAGGGGCAGCGUCUCUGCGCUGUACGCCCCAGGGAGACUGGAGCCCAGCGGCCCCAAGAUGUACAGUGAAAUCAUGUGCAGACUUCCGGGGCCAACUCCCUAAUGGCCGUGUGCUCUUACCACUGAAUUUCCAGCUUGGGGCGAAAGUGUCCUUCGUUUGUGAUGAGGGGUUCCACCUAAAGGGCAGUUCUGCUAGUUACUGCGUCUUGGUUGGAAUGGAAAGCCUUUGGAAUGACAGUGCUCCUGUGUGUGAACGUAUCUUUUGUCCAAAUCCUCCCUCUAUCCUUAAUGGGCAGCACACUGGACCUUCUCAGGGAGACUUUCCUUAUGGAAAGGAAAUAAAUUACACGUGUGACAACAACCCAGCAAGAGGGAUGACCUUCAGCCUCAUCGGGGAGAGCACCCUCCGCUGCACAAGUGACGAUGAAGGGAACGGGAUUUGGAGCGGCCCUGCCCCUCGCUGCGAACUUGCUGGUCCUGCAGGUCAGUGCAUAUUUCCUUAUGUCCCAUCUAGAUCAGAAUAUCUGGGUGAGAACCUCCCUAUUUCUAUGGGGACAGUCAUUUUGGCUUGGGAACGUGACUUUCUUAUAAAAAGCCACAGACUAUACAACGCCAAGACUGAACCCUGCUGUAAACCAUGGACUACAGGGGAUAAUGAUGUGUCAGUAUACCGACUUAUUGGUAAGACCUCUAUUGCAUGCGUCAUCUCAGGCAAGACUGUCACCUGGGAUGACGAUCCACCUGUUUGUGAGA